AUGGCCGAUUCGAUCCGUAUCCCAGUACGCUUAUUCGUGGGUAGACUCCCAGCUACAUGGCAGGAACAAAACAUACGCGAUCUUUUUGAAGCAUACGGUGAAGUCCAGGAAGUAGGAAUGAUCAGGCCUAAAGACAAUGGCAAGCAGCAGACAGGCUGUGCAUUCGUUAAGUUUGGUGCUGUCCAUGAAGCCGCUACUGCCAUCAAAUCUCUUAAUGGAACGUAUAAAGCCGACGAUGUCUGUGGUUUCAUCCAAGUACAGUUUGCCAAUGGCGAGCCCGAGAGGCUUGGCCUUCCUGAGGAUACAGAGGGAUACUCCCAGAAGUUGUUCGUGGGCAAUAUCCCGCCGUCCACGACUGAUGAGGAGCUCAAGCGUAUUUUUGACGAGUAUGGUAAUGUCACUGAAGCCUAUGGUUUGGAAUCUAAACGGGCCAGUGGAAAUAAGGCGGCUUUUGUGAGAUAUUCGAAGAAAUCAGACGCUGUUAAGGCCAUAGAAGCUCUCAAUGAGAAGUAUACCUUCCCUGGUGAGCCUCAUCCCAUCACAGUUAAAUGUGCUGAUACCAGGGAGCAGAGGCUUGCUCACAAACAGGAGGUGGAUUCUCAUCGUUUCCAAGGAGGUGGUGAUAGACCUUCCCGCACUCCCGAUCAAGGAGGCUUCGACAGAAUGCCUCAGAUGGGAGGUGGGAGUCUUCGUGGAGGUUUCCAAAGCCGAGCUGGGGGAUAUCAACCACCUCCACCACCGCCAGCUACAGUGCAGCCUCGGCGUGCCGGUCCUUGGACUGAGUAUCUCAACCAUCCGGAUGGACGUUACUAUUAUCACAAUUCGCAGACUGGACGGACUCAGUGGGAAGUGCCUUUUGAGAUGAAUAUGUCUCCAUCUGGGCAACAGCCUAGGAGGCCCCAGCAGCAGCACGGGAAGAACGGCCCUCCUGGGGGUAGGACUCUGCUGUGGAAGCCUAGAUCAUUCGAAUGGUUCUCAGCUAACGUUUUUGUGUAUAACAUUCCGGCGGAUUGGAGAGAAGGUGAUCUCGCGAGGGAGUUUGGAAACUGCGGCUCAAUUUCUACCACUAAGAUCAUAGUUGAUAAUGUAACGAACCUAUCAAAGGGUUAUGGCUUCGUCUCGUUUAACGACGUGCCGAGUGCCGUUGCGGCCGUCAGGAACAUGGACGGUUUCGCUACUCACACUGGAAAACGGCUGCAGGUGCAGAUCAAGAAGGGUGAGGAAGAUGCCGCAGCCCAAGUCAUGGGAUUGCCCGUGAGUCAAAUUCGCGGAAGUAAAAUCGGUGCUGUUCUCGUCGUUGCUCCACAAGCGUGCCUGUUUUCAGUGGGCCAAGGACGUGGAUCUAAUCCGUACUAG
Molecule: messenger RNA, 1356 nt
Organism: Perkinsus marinus ATCC 50983
Lineage: Eukaryota; Perkinsozoa; Perkinsida; Perkinsidae
Product: Nuclear polyadenylated RNA-binding protein, putative
Exons: 11
Coding region: 1-1356 (451 amino acids)
Cellular component (GO): ribonucleoprotein complex
Molecular function (GO): protein binding; RNA binding
Source: RefSeq, a predicted model, not a curated record